GUUGUCGCGACUGGCUCGCUCUCGUUUGUGACGGUGUAAAGUGCAGUGUAGAUGCGAAAACAUGCAGCUACAACUCUACAUCAGCGGGAUAAAUUGCGAAACAGUAUCUAUUAUGGUUCACAAAAAUUCCACUAUUGAUGAGCUAUUUCGGAAGCUGGAGGAGAAAACUGGAGUUCCUCCAGAUGAGGCACGUUUAAUACACGCUGGCAAAGAACUGGAGCAAAAGAAAGAUAAGCAAAUCCGAGAUUAUCCAUCUAUAGUCCAUGGAUCCACCCUUUCUAUGCUUAUGAGGCUCCUGGGAGGUGAGUGUCUUGUUAUUAUGUUCUUGGUUAACUGAUAUGUGCCUUCAAUCAGGUUUUGAUCCACUGCCAGAAAAGGAGCUGGAUGCUUUGGCUGAUUUGACCCUUGAACCAGACAUGAUUACUUGUGAGGAUGACCGUGAAGGAAAGCGAGCUAAAAUGGCAUGUGGUCACGCUAUUUCACCUGAGUCACUUACCAUGUAUUGUCGCAGCCUGCUCGCAGCUAAGAAAUUCAUCUUCCUCUGUCCGUAUGUCGACCCAACAGAUGACACCAUCCGCUGCAACAAGGAGUGGAGCUACAUUGAAGUCCGUCGUUUUGCUGUGCUGACCGAUGAGGAACAGAAAGAGUUUGAGACAAAAAUUUCCGAAAACUACCUGAAAAAAGCAAGUGGAGUUCAAGAAUGCCCUGGCUGUCAAACCCUCUGUGAGAGGGUAAAUCCCAAAGAUAAGCGCCUGAUAUGUCGCAUUUGCACAAAGGAAAAAGGUCGCCGCUUUGAAUUUUGUUGGCAUUGUCUCCACGAGUGGAGAGAUUACGGAAUCACCAAGUGUGGAAAUGUGCAGUGCAGCAACGAAGAUCAUCGCUUGCGCAUCCUUCGAGAAGCCAAUGAGAAAUAUGUUGUUGGGGUGAUAACACCUAGCUGCCGUGCCUGUCCACGGUGUGGCAUGCUCAUUGAGCAUAUUGCAGAAUGCAAGCACAUGCUGUGUUGCUGCGGUGUCGAGUUUUGUUUCAUCUGCCUCAAGACCAAGGGAGACGAUGGCUGGCAGUGUGGUUAUUUCAAUACAAAAUGUAAGUCUGCUGCUCGCCAGGUGGACAUUCCAGGAAUGUAACUGGCUAUGAUUAUUUUAGAGAGGCUAUAUAGUAGUAUAUAGGCUGUGUAUAUUCCCUGAAAUUUGUAUUCAUAACAGUGUACCAUGUAUUAUUCACGUGCUGAAUCACAAUUGAUGACGACUUACAAAUGUGCACCUGUGAUUGUGAAUGAUUUAUCUUUGUGAAUAUGUGAAUGGUGUAUAGAGAAUGAAUUAUGCAAUAACUGUAAGCCCAAUAAACGGUUUGGAUUGCGUGCCCUUGCUGUUGUAACAUGCCCAUCCCUUUUGCACUAAAAGCAGGAAGCCUACCUUAACCUACAUUAACCCUCGGUACGCACGUUAAAAGUUGAUUCUCCUUGUUCUGUUUUGCGGUGUGUGCUUGUACGUCUGUUCUUUGUCUAUUUUAUUAUACCUUCAUGAUCAUCAAUCUAUUGUCGUGUAGCAAAAUAAUUAUGUUAUGGAUACAAUGAAAAUUGGACACACUAACAGCAGGGUUCAAAAGAUUACUUCUUGAAAGACUUCGCAGCAUUCGAUGCACUCUUUUUGGCCUCAACACUGUAUAUACCUAGAGGAGAAGUUGUGGUAGUUGUUGAGGAGCUCGUGGUCCAUAGCAAUACAAAGUGCGAGCCUGCCGCUCCCCAAACAAGCAUCCCUGGAUUGUGACACUGACGAUUUUUGGUUC
Geodia barretti is the source of this 1788-nucleotide messenger RNA. The record is from the annotation of a GenBank genome assembly. Lineage: Eukaryota; Metazoa; Porifera; Demospongiae; Tetractinellida; Geodiidae.